Messenger RNA from Staurois parvus, 581 nucleotides. Lineage: Eukaryota; Metazoa; Chordata; Amphibia; Anura; Ranidae. The record is from the annotation of a GenBank genome assembly.
UGGCAGAGAGGGGUGGAGGACACUGAAUGGAGGCCAGUGGAGGGAUUGGCAGAGGGGGGUGGAGGACACUGAAUGGAGGCCAGUGGAGGGAUUGGCAGAGAGGGGUGGAGGACACUGAAUGGAGGCCAGUGGAGGGAUUGGCAGAGGGGGUGGAGGCCAGUGGAGGGAUUGGCAGAGAGGGGUGGAGGACACUGAGUGGAGGCCAGUGGAGGGAUUGGCAGAGAGGGGUGGAGGACACUGAGUGGAGGCCAGUGGAGGGAUUGGCAGAGAGGGGUGGAGGACACUGAGUGGAGGCCAGUGGAGGGAUUGGCAGAGAGGGGUGGCAGAUACAGAACGGUUAGUAAGGUGGAUGAGUUUGGCAGCAGCAUUCAUGAUAGACUGGAGGGGGGAUAGCCUGCGAUGAGGUAGGCCAAUGAGGAGGGAGUUACAAUAGUCAAGGCGAGAUAUAACAAGGGAGUGAAUAAGUUGCUUAGUGGUUCUGUGGUUAGGAACGGGCGUAUCUUGGAGAUGUUGCGGAGCUGAAGUCUGCAAGAUUUGGACAGUGAUUGGAUUUGGGGCUGAAAGGACAGAUGGGAAUCUAG